AUGUCUACGUUUUCGUACGCACAAGCCGCCAAGGGCGCUUCCGGGACACCGACUCCAUCCAAAACACCUUCAGUAUCAGAGAAAGCCGAGUCCAAAUCGGAGGAGCAGACCGCCGUCGAGACCACAACAGAUGAGGCACCAGCUCCCGCCGAGCCUGAGACCGCCCAAAAAUCCGAGACAGUCGCCGAAGAGUCCAAGGACGAUGACUUCACCACUGUCACCAGCAAGCACGCCACCAAGUCAAAGGCUGUGACCCCUCGAACAUCAAGCCCGAGCGUUCGCACAGGCUCAAAGGCACGCAAAUCCAAGGAGGACGAGUCAAAUACCUCCAAUGCCAACGCAGAUGCCACCACUGAGAAGCAGGCUCCCAGUGAGACACAAACUGAGAAGGGCGAGGCCAAAGAGAAGUCAACGGAGAAGCCUGAGGAUUCCGAGAAGACCGCAGCACCGCCCAAGGAGCUAAAGGCUGCUCCUCUUCCCUCGGUCAACAUUUGGCAACAGCGACUAGAGGCCCAGGUCAAGGCGGCCCCGAAGUCCACUUCCACCAGCAAGGUCGCCUCUACCAAGGCCGACGAGACACAAGAUUCCAAGGCCGGCUCUAAGAAGAAGGGUGCCGACGGAGCACAGGAAGGUGCCAAGGAUCGCAAGAAGACCGACGGUGGAAAGGGUCGCGAUGUCGUUCCCCCAGUAGAGGAUGCUACCGCGUGGCCCACUCCUCAAGUCGCGAUCGGCGAAGAGAAGAAGAAGGCCCAUGAUAAGACCGACAAGAGCCCUGUCAUCAGACCCCACGGAAAGGAGAAGUGGACUCCGGUUCCUUAUGUCCCAACUGCUGUUUUCAACACUCCGCUUCCGUCCGCCGGUGGCCGUGGAGGCCGACGGGCCACUCGUGGUGGCAGAGACAGCGGCCGCGGAGCCCACGGUACUGGUGCCGCUGCUGCCGACAAGGCUGCCUCUGGACAGGCCGCCCAAGGUGCAAAGCAGGCGACUGGAGAGCGAGGACGUCACGAGUCUGGCACUGGACGUGCUGCCUCUCUUCCCGCCCAGGCGCGCCGCUCGACGAGUACUGACGCCGGUGCUGCGACUGAUGCACGCAAGGCUUCUCAGGCCCCUGAGCGCACUCGUGGAGCUCGCAACGGAGAUGAGGCCACUUCCAGCAAGCAGGUGAACGGCGGAGAGAACGUCCCCCGCUCUCAACGCGAGGGCAAGCCCUUUGGAAGAAACCAAGAUGCCCGCAAGAACCUGGCCGUUGACCCGCAGGCUGCCGCCCGCAGCACCGACCGUCGCUUCGAGGCCGGAUCGAAGUCUGCUGACGCUAGUGGUUUCACCGACUUCAGCCGGGAACGCGGCGAGUUCCGCCCUGAGCGUGGAGGUCGUGGAUCCAACCGUGGCCGUGGUGGCCCGUACUCCAACUUCGGCGGCCAGAACGCCCAGUUCAAUGCGUCCAUGUCCAACAACGGGUUUGCCACACCCAAGGCAUUUUACAACGACCGUCAGCGCUCGCAGCAGCAUGGCAUGCCCAAUGGCUCUCAACAAAACCGUAUGCCCCUCCGUUCGCCCUCUUUGACCACCCCUGGAAACGCGUAUGGUGGUGUUUAUCCUAUUCCAGUUGAUAUCAACACGAUGUAUGGCUACCCGGCCGUCAACCCGACACCGAUGAGCGCCAUGCCCUACCCGUCGUACCCGGAACCCUUGUCGCUCAUGGGCAUGCUAUCCAUGCAAUUGGAGUACUACUUCUCGGUCGACAACAUGUGCAAGGACAUGUUCCUGCGCAAACAGAUGGACUCUGAGGGCUUCGUGCCUCUCAGUGUGCUCGCCAGCUUCAAGCGUGUGAAGUUGCUCACCGAGGACUUCGAACUUCUUCGUCACGUGGCUCGCCAGCUCCGCACUGUUGAGUUCCAGACCAGCGAGGACGGUGUCGACCGCCUGCGUCCCCGAGAGAAGUGGCAGCAAUGGGUCCUCCCCGUGGAUCAACGUGAACCUGCCGCUCAGCAUAACGGCGCUGCCCCUGCUGGAAAGACUGACGAAAACACCCCGACUAACAGCCACCGCGAGUCUGCCAUCAAUGGAGCCGCCCGCCAGUUUGUUCCCAACGGUGUUUCCAGUGGACCUAAGACCUCACUUUCGUCUACCGCCCCGGAAUUCAUGCCCUCAUUGCCACCCACCGCAGUGAGCGAGAUUGCCAAUGUAGGACACUCCCCGGAUUAUCCCAUUUCCCCUACCUCGACAAUGUCGUUUUUUUCGUCGUCUUCAUCGUUUCCCAAGGACAGCCCAGUUAUUAACACAUUUCAUUCAGCGUGCGGACUAGAUUUGCAGUCUGAACCGUCCUUUCUCUCCGAUUUGGAACCCGUGGCCCCGAAGAGCACCCACGCAGAAUAUUUCCCAGGCCAACCCGGCGGUGCUGAUUGGCUGAUGAAUGAGUCUCUUGCGAAAACGCAGCAUCCACUGCCGCCCAAACCGAAAAGAAGGGAUCGUUCGUCCAACUAUUUCCCAAAAACUUUCCAUACAUCUCGCAACGGAACUUGGAACGGCCAAGGCCGCUCAAUGGCCAGAGGGUAUAACUCUGGAAUCAUCAUGCCUUACCAUGACUGGUCAUUGCACUUGACCACAAGUUUGACCAACAAUUUCAAUUUUCACCUGUACAAUGAAUUUAGGCGUUCGGCCCUUGAUGACCUUCUUACACGAAGCGAUGAUCAAGGUUUCCACGAGCUCAUGCGAUUUUAUCGGGUCUGUCUUCUUCACCGUCACUCCAUUCCUUCCCCGGUGAUAUGCGACAUGGUUCGGCUUUCACAACAGCCAACGGUGCCAUACCACACUCUUGCCUUCAACAUGAUCCAUGAAACACUUGCCAGUGGAGCGAUGAAAUCGCACAAUCAGCGAAAAGUCAGCAGUUACUUCAAUACCCAGCGCGGCUAG
Molecule: messenger RNA, 2913 nt
Organism: Penicillium bovifimosum
Lineage: Eukaryota; Fungi; Ascomycota; Eurotiomycetes; Eurotiales; Aspergillaceae
Product: La RNA-binding domain-containing protein
Exons: 3
Coding region: 1-2913 (970 amino acids)
Biological process (GO): positive regulation of translation
Cellular component (GO): cytosol; cytoplasmic stress granule
Molecular function (GO): RNA binding
Source: RefSeq, a predicted model, not a curated record